Messenger RNA from Linum trigynum, 4784 nucleotides. NCBI's taxonomy places the organism in Eukaryota, Viridiplantae, Streptophyta, Magnoliopsida, Malpighiales, Linaceae. The record is from the annotation of a GenBank genome assembly.
AAUCUACCUAACCUCCAUGAUCCACCCACCAUUUCUCUUCUUUCGUUCCUCUUCCUCUCUUCCCCCACUCUUCUUCUCUCUCUUUAGGGGUUAGACCGGGGGGCUUUUUGGAGGCCGUUUUGAAGCCCGACUCGGGUCGGACCGGGUCCAACCGGGGGGUUCGAUAGGGGUUUAACAACCUUGCUUAAUUACGAGUUCAACUUGAUAAUCGUUAUCUUGAUAUGUUCCAAAUCUAUUAAAAUUAAAUUCGAUAAUGAAAACAAAAAUUUAUAACCUCGUGACUUGUUUUUGUUCGAUUAAUUAGUUUGAUGAUCGAUGACAAUUAGUUCGAUGAUCUAACUAAGGGUAAUUAUAUUCUUUUAUUCUAACUGAUCCUUUGUGAAAAAUAAUUCCACCUAAUUUUUUUACUAUCAUAUAUAACAAGAAUUAGAGUAUUUUUUUAUUUCUACCAUCUAUUGAGAUUUGAGCGUGAAUACCUUGAUAAUGUAGCGAAAAUAUAGUUAAACACUUGUUUGUCAAAAAAUUAGACAAUUUUUAUAUAUAAAAAAAUUAGACAAUUAUUGUGACGCACGUAGUUAGUAAAAUCCAUGGUCCAUGAAACCGUACCGUAGAGACGGUUCAACCACGAAAUACCAGUAUCGAAGGCUAAAUCGGUAGACGGUAUUUAACGUUCUAAUGGUUCAACUACGGUAAAACCACCGUUUUAUCAUAAAAUAGCAUACCGCUGACUUUUCCGGUAUGAUACCCGGUUUGGGUUUCAUGGAGCAUGGUAAAAUCAUGGAACCUGGCAUGGACCAUAAUGUUUGAUGGCCCACAUUGAGCAAACUGCAAAACCCGUUGUGUGGCUGGAACGUGGCAAUGCCGGUCCACCAUCCACCAUUCCAUCCUUCCGCCUGGCAGAUCAUUGGAUGGAUAAGCCUUUUCCCCCAUUUCUCAUCUCCACAAGAACAAACAAAGAUUUGAAAAGAGGAAGAAAAAAAGCAACAUCUUCGUAGUUCGUACAGUACAGUUCCUCAGCUGUUUUCUUCCCUCCUCUUUUCAACCCCCAGCUGAAUCACCAACUAAGCUCCAAAAAGUGGCGCGGCCGCUCUCGUUGCCGGUAAGUCACCCAAUCCCCAGUGUUUCCUUCUUCUUGUAGAUUGAGAAGAAGAAGCGAAUUUGAGAUAUGGGUAUGUGUUAAUUCGUGGUGGGUAUCUGGAAUUUCCGAUGAUUGGGACAUCAAUUGGUGUCAAUUUCGUGUUUCUUCCGGCAAAGUCUGUUCCUUUGCUCUGUUGUUAGCGAACCCAGUUGAGGAUCUCCUGAAGGGGGAGAGUGGGUAUCUGUAGAUUGUGGUAAUUCAAUGGAUACCAUGCUCAAGGCACAUAACAAGCUCGAAUGGCUGCCUCAAGUUCACGGCUUUUCCGAGAAAUGGAGCAAUUCGGUUUCAAGCUACUCUAGGGUUCAGAGCCAAGAGCUUGUUGUGAAGCCCUAUUCCAAAAGAGGCAGAAUUGUCGGGGUUAAAUCUAGCAGUAGUGCCCUUCUGGAGCUAGUACCGGAAUUCAAGAAGGAAAACCUUGAAUUCGACCUUCCAAUGUACGACCCGUCGAAGGCUCGUCUUGUUGACCUAGCGGUCGUGGGUGGUGGUCCGGCUGGGUUAGCUGUGGCACAGCAGGUCUCCGAGGCAGGGCUUUCGGUUUGCUCCAUCGAUCCGUCGCCUAAACUGGUAUGGCCGAACAACUAUGGCGUCUGGGUCGAUGAAUUCGAGGCCAUGGACUUGCUCGAUUGCCUCGACACAACGUGGUCUGGUGCUGUCGUCCACAUUGACGAGAAUUCGAAGAAGGAUCUCGAUAGACCCUAUGGACGGGUCAAUCGAAAGCAAUUGAAGUCCAAGAUGCUGCAGAAAUGCAUCACCAAUGGGGUCAAGUUUCAUCAAGCCAAAGUUGUUAAAGUCAUCCAUGAAGAGUCCAAAUCGCUGUUGAUAUGCAAUGAUGGCGUUACAAUCGAGGCAACCGUGGUUCUCGAUGCUACCGGGUUCUCAAGGUGCUUAGUUCAAUAUGAUAAGCCGUACAACCCAGGUUACCAGGUGGCAUAUGGGAUUUUGGCUGAGGUUGAGGAACACCCGUUCGAUGUGGAUAAAAUGUUGUUCAUGGACUGGAGAGAUUCACACCUCAAAGGUGAGCUGAAAGAGAGAAACGAGAAGAUCCCGACUUUUCUUUAUGCGAUGCCGUUUUCCAAGGAUAGGAUCUUCUUGGAGGAGACCUCAUUAGUUGCUCGACCUGGACUUGGUGUUAAGGACAUCCAGGAGAGAAUGGCGGCUAGAUUGAUGCAUCUAGGGAUCAAGGUUAAGAGCAUUGAAGAGGAUGAAGUGUGCGUUAUCCCAAUGGGAGGGCCACUCCCCGUGCUGCCUCAACGAGUAGUGGGGAUCGGUGGCACAGCUGGUAUGGUUCACCCUUCGACAGGGUACAUGGUGGCAAGGACCCUGGCUGCUGCUCCAAUUGUCGCGAAUGCAAUCGUCAGGUUCCUCGGCUCCAGUAGUCGUGAUGAAAGCGGGUUUGUUGCUAACGGAGAUGAGCUUUCCGCGGAAGUAUGGAGAGACCUAUGGCCUAUACAGAGGAGGAGACAGAGGGAGUUCUUCUGUUUCGGUAUGGACAUCUUGUUGAAGCUCGAUUUGCCUGCCACGAGGAGGUUCUUCGAUGCCUUUUUCGACCUGGAACCACGGUACUGGCAUGGUUUUCUGUCGUCGAGGUUGUUCCUCCCCGAGCUCUUGACCUUCGGGCUCUCGCUGUUUGCUCAUGCUUCGAAUACUUCUAGGAUAGAGAUCAUGUCCAAGGGCACUGUUCCUUUGGCUCGGAUGAUCAGCAACCUGGUUAAGGAUACAGAAUAAGGUGUUAGACAUAUAUCAUGUUCCUCUUCUUGUAUUUCCACAAUUGAAAUUAGACCGGAUGAUGGUAAAGUUAUGCCUAUAUGCUGCAAUUCCACAGUAAUGGUUUCUAUGCUAUAUCCUCCAUUUCUUGUGUUUGUCAAAUUUAUGGUGCUUUCAACUUUUCCUGACUGUUCCUUGCAAUGCCUAUUGAUUGUUCUGUAACUCGAAAUGAUCCAACUUGUAAUGACUCGUAGCCAUUGGUGAAUCAGUGAGCUGGAGUUUUGAAGAUGAACGAACUUCGUCGAAAUGUAACUCGAAACGAUUCGACUUGUAAUGACUCGUAGCCCUUAAUGAAUCACUAAAGCUCCCACUAAAAGGGUAAAACAAGUUUGUUCUUGGAGCUGACUAUUUUCUUAAUUAAUAGUUAUUAAUGAUAGGCACCUUUUGUUAAUAAUAAGCCACAAUCGAAUUAUGAACUAAUUAAUAUCAAGCGACUAUAAUGUUAGGGAAUCAAAUCAUUCCCAUAUCUUCUUACUCAUUCGAAAGAGAUGAUAAAAAAAAAAAAAGAGAGAGAAUGUGUAUAGGAUUUGUUCAUGAGCAUAAUCCGCUUUUCAUCUGGAUUACUAUAUUGUUUGACUAUGCUAAUUUGAUCAUUUUUACGUCAUAGAUCUACACAUGAUUCCAUGGAUGAGAUACUGAAGUGGUGAUUUGUGACUGGCUGCCACGUUUCCUCAGCCUGCAUAUGAAAGGUGUACUUGUUUGGAGGUGGAGAGGUUCGCGGCUGCGCACGUGUUUAGUGUGCGCAAGACAUAGCGUACUAUAUAGUACUUUAAUGUUGCCGUGCAAGAUUUAGCAUUUAUAGAGCAAGUGUGAUGAUCGGUGUGAAGGUGUAAUGGUAGGUGGGAGGAUUCAUGGUUGGACGCGUUUAAUGUACGCCAGAUAUGAUGUAUUGUGUACUUGAGAGUUAUCGCGUAGAAUUCAGCUUUUCUAGAAACAUAUUGCGUCAUGUUUAUCAUCUGAUUAUGAAUAGAUUAAUUACUAUGUAUGCCUAACAACAUGGCUAAAAAGGCACAUUGUGUGGUGGUGUAAUUAUCCUAUUUGAGUUUCCAUGGACUUUCAAAAGCUCCAAUAAGCAUCAAUGGAGAAUGAAGGCAUCCGGGGAAAAGCAACGCUUCUUUAAGGAAUGCAAGCACAUAGAGUGCUUUUGUCAAUGUACUCUAAUAUGGUUUAACUAACACCAUAGUGCGCACAUGGCUUUUGAACCUUUUUUCCAAACGAGAAAUCUUAUUCUUUUCAGCCACCAUUAACGUGUCCUUUCUGGGUUUGCCUUAGCUUGGAGGAUGAUGAAGUUAUAUUGAUCUAAUUAAUAAGUGAAGUGAUCUUAUAUAUUCCUACAUUUGGCUGGUAAUACAAAUGAUACUCUUGUCCGACUUCUCAUUUCUACUAUCUCGAGGUUUGAUAUGAAUAAUGAAUAUCGAAAUGGUAAUAUUGGCUGUCGGGAAUCAAUAGAUCUCGAUAAGAUGAGUUGCUACAGAGAGACGUUUCGUAAUGAAUCUGACAGAUAGAAUAGUCAUCGUCAUCUUAAAAACGAGUGGUUAGCAUUUUUUUCGAGGUGGACCAUGAUGGUUAGUAUAUAUAUAUAUAUAUAUAUAGUACUAAGCAAGAAGAUUAUGGAUGAUGAUAGCUUGACAAUUAGAGGAAAAAUGUUGCACAUUAAGGAAAAAUACAAGAGAAAAAAACAUUAUUAUAUAUAUCUAUGCACCUUUGAUUGAUUGUCUGCUACUGCUUAACUUCUUCUUAAAAGCCAGUGGGUGCGGGCGUGGCAAAGCUUGAACUGGCAUCGCAUGCUGCUGCUGCUGCUGCUCGUGCAAGUUCCUAGCUGAGACCAAGCAAUUAAUUAGUGUUUUUAAUCACGAUGUGGAAGUAAAACGAAAGUGAUUAA